AUGCCUCAUUGUGCCGUCGAUGGCGACAGUACACUCUUGUACUACGAGGACAGCGGCGUACCCAGUGGAUCGACGGAUUAUGUUACCGUAUUUCUCGUCCACGGCACGAUGUUCUCAAGCGCCAUAUUUCGACCAAUGAUGCCCUAUGCCGCGCAUCACAAUCUUCGACUCGUGCUCAUCAAUUGCAGGGACUACCCAGGUUCAACGCUGUACUCGGAGAGCGAGCUUGGGUCACUAUCGUCCACUGAUCCCGCGAUACAGUCAUCAGCACUUCAAGCCCGCGGACUCGAAUUCGCGGAGUUCAUUCGACGGUUCAUCGAGACGCAGCGCAUCCCGCCGAUCAUUGCAUCACGUAGCGGCGGCGGCGGCGGCCGGCGCAGUGGGGGAUUUACAUUGCUAGGAUGGUCGUCGGGCAACUGCCAAACCAUCCCGCUCCUAUCGUAUGCGGAUCUGGUACCGGAGGCCACGAGGAAGCUGUUGGAUGCGUAUUUUCGAUCGUUCGUCAUGUAUGACAUAUCGUUGCCAGCCACCGGCGAGGCCCCUGUACCGGGCGUGUGGGUACCUUUCCGCGACGACACGCUCAGUCCGGCGGAGAAGUUCAGCCAGUUUUCCGAGUGGGUGUCCUACUAUUUCACACCCACUGGUUUCGACGCUUCUCAGGAUAUCGACUCUCCCGGUAUAAAGGAGGCGCUGGGUGCGCGCAUCGCCUUACACACAGACGAGAAAUUGCGUAGCUCGCAGAGGACGCCGACUGUCCACCGGAUAGGUCCUGAGAAGAUCCGCGAAGUAUGCCACGUUGAGGUCAUGGCGCGAAGCCAGAAGUACUACCAGGUCAUAGACCCGGCCGUGUACCGAGAGAUUGUCCGCCGUGCGAUCCUCCAGGGCAGUGCAGACGGAGGAAUGAUCUGGCCGAACCUCAAAGUGGCCCUCGUAUGGUGCGACAUGACGAAUAGCGACGUCGUCAGUGCGGCCAUGAAGCUGAAGGCGCUCGUGAGGCAGAGCAGAGCGAAGGGCGAGGGCCGUGAUGUAGCGUUCCACAAACUGGAAAGGGCCAACCACUUCGCUCAUUGGGACGAGCCCGAGAGGUUCACCUCGCUCCUUGCAGAGGUCAUCUGA
This is a messenger RNA of Fomitopsis serialis, 1116 nucleotides long. Its product is annotated as alpha/beta-hydrolase. The record is from RefSeq and is a predicted model, not a curated record. The transcript has 4 exons. NCBI's taxonomy places the organism in Eukaryota, Fungi, Basidiomycota, Agaricomycetes, Polyporales, Fomitopsidaceae. The coding region runs from base 1 to 1116 and encodes 371 amino acids.